AUGGCUUUCGUGAGUGCUGUGACUGGUGAUGACUCCACGAAGAAAUUCCUGGACGUUUUACAAAAUGACUUCAAAACACUUAGUUUGGAAACUAAAAAGAAAUAUCCUCAGAUAAGAGAGGCCUGUGAUGAGGCUAUAGAGAAGUUGUCGCUUGCUUCAAAUAAUCCACAAGCAUCAUUGUAUGGGGUUGUAAACCAAAUAUUGUAUCCCUUAGUACAAGGAUGCGAAUCAAAAGAUAUUAAAAUAAUCAAGUUUUGUUUGGGCACCAUACAGCGGCUUAUAGCCCAGCAAGGAAUAGAUGCCAAAGGAGCUCGACAUGUAGUUGACUGUCUGUACAACUUAGGCCAAGCUGGUGUAUUAGAGCUAAAACUUCUUCAAACUGCUGCUCUGUUGAUGACCACAUCUGAUCUGGUACAUGGCGACACAUUGGCUAGGACAAUGGUGAUGUGCAUGCGAACGGUGUCAGCGAGCGAGACACGUGAUGUCAGUACGAGUCAUGCGGCAGCUGCUACUGUGCGGCAACUUGUCGCACUCGUUUUCGAACGCGCGCUUGCUGAAGCAGACGGAAAAUUAAAAGUGAAUCCAGCCGAUGUAAGACUUCAAACGAACAACAAAGCCCCCAAAGAAUUGAAACCGUGUGCAACUGACGCAUACCUGAUAUUGCAAGACAUAAUUCAACUAAUAAAUGGCGACGCCGCUCACUGGUUGGUUGGCAUAUCUGAAGUGCCAAAAACAUUUGGCUUGGAGCUCCUUGACACUGUUCUGACGGAUUUCUCAGCUGUGUUUUUCAAAAUUCAAGAAUUUAGAUUUUUGCUGAAAGAGCAUGUCUGUGCUCUGAUAAUAAGGCUUUUUUCCCCAAAUGUGAAGUACAGGGCCGCAUUCACGUCACUGCACAUCCCUGGCGCGGCGGGCGGUGCGGGUGGCGGGGCGGGGGGCGGGGGCGGCGCGGGCAGCCAGGCGCCCGAGCGGCCGCACUUCCCCGUCACCAUGCGCUUGCUGCGGCUCGUCUCCGUCAUAGUGCACAAAUACCAUGAAGUGCUGGUUACCGAGUGUGAAAUCUUCCUGUCAUUGACCAUCAAGUUCCUAGACCCGGACAAACCUCUUUGGCAACGUGCUCUGGCUUUGGAAGUACUCCACAAGAUGACUAUACAGCCUCAUUUGCUUAAGGCGUUCUGCGAGUGUUACGAUAUGAAGCCGCACGCCACAAACAUAUUCCAAGACAUAGUAAACGCAUUGGGAGCGUACGUACAAAGUCUCUUCGUCGCCUCGCAGGUCAAUCAACAAGUUGCAUCAUCAGGGAUACCACAGCAAGCAGGUUUUUACUGGAAGGGCGUGUGGCUCCCGCUAUGCGUCACUUUUGAGCCGGGAACAGCCAAAUCCUUGUAUAUUGAGAUGUUAGAUCGAACGGAAGCGCCAACCAUUCAAGAGGGCUACGGCAUCUCAGUAGCGUACGCCUGCAUUAUGGAGAUCAUACGCUCGAUAGCUAUCAGUGUGGAAGGCGACGAGUACUUUAGGCUUCAAGAGUUAUAUGAAGAUGUACAAAAUGAUGGGGACGAAAUUAAUUCUAACAAUACUGGAAACAACAAAGAAAUUGAAAACAAAACUGGUACCGAAGAUAUGUCGAGUAAUGGACAUAAAAUAGAACCUGAUCAGAAUUCCAAUGUGGUGGAAAAAAUUGACCCGAAUGCAGAGAAAGAGAGGCUUUUGAAACUACAGCUUAUAAAAUCGUCGUGGUGCGGACUGGUGUGGGGACUGUCGGUGUUGGCGGAGGCCAGCAUCGGUGAGCUCGAGAACAUUCUCUGUGCUGUGCAGACGCUGGCCAGGGUCAGCGGGAAGACGGGCGUGGCGAGCGCGCGCGACGCGUGCGUGGGCGCGCUGUGCCGCUGCGCGCUGCCGGCGCAGUACUGCGUGCCGGCGCUGGGCGCGCUGGGCGCGCUGGCCUGCCCCUGGGCGCCGCCGCGCGCGCCCUCCGCGCCCGCGCCCGCGCCCGCGCCCGACCUGCGCCACCACGUCGUCUGGGUCGGCACGCCGCUGCCCUGCGCCCAGGUGCCCACCGGGCAACAGCAAUCGUUCGUGAUGGUGACGUCACGUCACGUGACAGCUAUGAAAGCCCUGCUUAACGCUGCACGAAGAGAUGGCGACACUAUCCAACAAGCCUGGUUACCAGUCCUCACUACACUUCAACAUCUGGUGUGGAUCCUGGGGCUAAAGCCGUCGACAGGCGGCAGCAUGAAGGCGAGCCGUGCCAGCGCGGACGCCAACGCGGUUAUGAGCACCUCCGCCGUCAUGGCCGACCUGCCCGCGUUAUCUGCAAUGUUGUCAAGAGUGUUCGAAUCGUCCAAGAACCUAGACGACGUGGCACUCCACCAUUUAAUUGACGCGCUUUGUAAACUGUCUAAUGAAGCAAUGGAACUAGCAUAUUCUAACAGGGAACCGUCAUUGUUUGCUGUAGCGAAACUACUGGAGACAGGUUUAGCCAAUAUGCACAGAAUUGAAGUUAUGUGGAGGCCUAUCACUAACCAUCUCUUAGAAGUGUGUCAACAUCCGCACAUACGCAUGCGAGAGUGGGGUGUGGAAGCAAUAACAUAUCUCGUCCAAGCGGCCUUCCAGUACCAUCAUAACAAUCCGGCACUAGUUACGGAGGCGCGGCAGCGGCUGCUGCUGGAGCCGCUGGCGGAGCUGUGCGGCGUGCGCCACUGCGACGUGCGCGCGCGCCAGCUGGAGUGUGCCGCGCGUCUACUGCACUCGCGCGGCGAGCAGCUGGGCGCCGCCUGGCCGCUCAUGCUUGACAUCAUCUCCGCCGUCUCUGAGCGCCACAGCGAGCAGCUGGUGCGGUCCGCGUUCGCGUGCGCGCAGCUGGCGGCGGGCGACCUGCUGGGCUGCGCGGGCCCGCGCUGCCUGCGCCGCGUGCUGGCCGCCGCCGCCGCCUUCGCGCGCCAGACCAAGGACCUCAACAUCAGCCUCACCGCCGUCGGACUCAUGUGGAACAUAUCGGACUACCUUUACCACAACCGGGACAAGUUAUCCGGCGCGCUGGCGAGCGACGCGGCCGUGUGUCCCGAGGUCCCCAACCACGCCGAGCUGCCGCCGCUCGACAAACUGUGGAUGUGUCUCUACAUACGUCUCAGCUCGCUGUGCACGGAGGCACGCGCGCCGGUGCGUCGCGCGGCGAGCCAGACGCUGUUCAGCUGCGUGGGCGCGCACGGCUCGCUGCUGUCGCCGCCCGCCUGGCGCGCGCUGCUCAACGUGCUCUUCCCCAUGCUGGACGAGGUCCAAAAACAAUCGAACAUUGCGAGCUCGGAGAAAGUGGAUACCGGAGAGCACAUUCUUAUACAUCACACCAGAAAUACUGCUCAGAAGCAGUGGGCUGAGACACAGGUUCUGACACUGUCAGGCGUAUCGCGCGUCUUCCACUCGCGUUUUCAACUGCUGAUGACCGUUGGUGAUUUCAACCGCUCCUGGACGGCGCUACUUCACUACAUCACGGAUUUUGCACUACAUAAAAGUCAUGAGGUGUCUCUAGCAGCGCUGAAGUCCUUCCAGGAGGUGGUGUCAGCUGCGGGGCGCGCAGAGUGCGAGGCGAGCGUGUGGGCGGCCGCCUGGGGCGCCUGGAGCGACAUCGCGCGCGGCGUGCCCGACCCGCGCGCAGGUCAGUGCCAACUCUGCGAGAGCUCAUCGCAGGUGUCUCUAGCAGCGCUGAAGUCCUUCCAGGAGGUGGUGUCAGCUGCGGGGCGCGCAGAGUGCGAGGCGAGCGUGUGGGCGGCCGCCUGGGGCGCCUGGAGCGACAUCGCGCGCGGCGUGCCCGACCCGCGCGCAGGUCAGUGCCAACUCUGCGAGAGCUCAUCGCAGGUGUCUCUAGCAGCGCUGAAGUCCUUCCAGGAGGUGGUGUCAGCUGCGGGGCGCGCAGAGUGCGAGGCGAGCGUGUGGGCGGCCGCCUGGGGCGCCUGGAGCGACAUCGCGCGCGGCGUGCCCGACCCGCGCGCAGGUCAGUGCCAACUCUGCGAGAGCUCAUCGCAGGUGUCUCUAGCAGCGCUGAAGUCCUUCCAGGAGGUGGUGUCAGCUGCGGGGCGCGCAGAGUGCGAGGCGAGCGUGUGGGCGGCCGCCUGGGGCGCCUGGAGCGACAUCGCGCGCGGCGUGCCCGACCCGCGCGCAGGUCAGUGCCAACUCUGCGAGAGCUCAUCGCAGGUGUCUCUAGCAGCGCUGAAGUCCUUCCAGGAGGUGGUGUCAGCUGCGGGGCGCGCAGAGUGCGAGGCGAGCGUGUGGGCGGCCGCCUGGGGCGCCUGGAGCGACAUCGCGCGCGGCGUGCCCGACCCGCGCGCAGGUCAGUGCCAACUCUGCGAGAGCUCAUCGCAGGUGUCUCUAGCAGCGCUGAAGUCCUUCCAGGAGGUGGUGUCAGCUGCGGGGCGCGCAGAGUGCGAGGCGAGCGUGUGGGCGGCCGCCUGGGGCGCCUGGAGCGACAUCGCGCGCGGCGUGCCCGACCCGCGCGCAGUACAAGAUGAAGAAAAGCCCGCCGAGGUGUAUGCGCCCUCACAAAACUUUCUCACAACGCUGGUGCAAAUAUUCCCUUUGAUAUUCCAGCAUAUACGCUCCACGUUCAGCGGCGACGACGUGCGGCGGCUGGGCGCGUGCCUGUGCGCGGUGUGCAGCGCGGAGCCGGCCAGCGCGCUGGCGGCCGGCUCGCUGGCGCCCGCCGCGCCCGUCACGCUGCACGCGCUGCACUGCCUCGAUGCGCUGCACAAGGAGGCGCUGUCGCGGCACGAGCUGCUGGCGCCGCAGUUCGAGGCGCUGAUCUCGCUGGCGGCGGUGUGCGGCGAGCGCGCGGAGCACUCGGAGCGCUCGGAACGUUCGGAACGCGGUCCGGCGGCUGCAGCGCGCUGCCUGGCCGCCGCAGCCGCGCUGUACCGCGCCGCGCCCGCGCCCAGCGCCGCGCAGCUUCCUCGCCUGCUGCAGGCGUUACACUCAGCCGCUCAAAAAUAUGGAACCGGUGCGGCCGGAUCGGACAAAAGACGCCGCAACAGCGAACAAGCUGAAGAUACAACACAAAUCGCGUCACUCUUACUACAGGUACUAGCCACUGGUUUACCGUUAGCGAGAGAGAAGCCCGACGAGUACGAGGAGUUCUGGGAGAUACUGCCCACAGUAUUAGAGACAUUCAUGUUUGAACCACCGUGGUGCGUGCGAGGACGCGCGUGUUCGCUGGUGCGCGUGGUGCGCGACGAGGUGCUGCGCGGGCGGCCGCGCGCGCCCCCCGCGCACGCGCAGCGCGUGCUGGCGCUGCUGCGCGCCGCCGCGCUGCACGCGCACCCCACGCCCAACCAAAAUGAGCAAGAGCUACGCGAGAGGGAGGAGUUUGCACGGACCUGUUUCGAAACUCUGCUUCAGUUCUCAAUGUUGGAGGAUAUCGACUCUUUAACUGGGGGAGAUAGUGACUCAGACCCCUUAGCAAUAAUGCCACUGCUGGACAGGUUCCAAGAAGUGAUAUCAAGGUAUACGAGCGACGAUGACAACACCGAGCCCUUGCCCAGGCAUCAACUCUCAGAAAUAUCAUUUGUACUAAAAGCAAUAGCGAGCCUCACGGAAGCCAUGAAGAAGGCUCCGCCAGGAAAAGUAGAUGCCACUGCAUGGGAUAAGCUUAUAGGAGUGUACCCGGAUCUGGUCCGGUUGGCGGCGAGCGCCCGUGCGGCCGGCGCGAGCGCUGCGCUGCGGGAAGCGCUGCUGCAGUUCGCGGCGCUGCUCUCCGCGCCCGCGCCGCCGCUCUAG
Messenger RNA from Parnassius mnemosyne (clouded apollo), 5760 nucleotides. The record is from the annotation of a GenBank genome assembly. Lineage: Eukaryota; Metazoa; Arthropoda; Insecta; Lepidoptera; Papilionidae.